AUGUACAGGUUCAUUUUGAUGAUGGACAAACAAGCAACUGCUAAAUCAUCUACCAUUUUCACCUCGGAUGCUGUUAAAGGAUAUACGAAGAAGAGGAAUGGAACGUUACAAGCUGCAAAAUGGAAUGCUUCUUUAGCAUCUAAAAUCAAAACUAAAUUAAUUAAUAACUCAUCUAUGUUUAAAGUAUCUUUAAAACAAAAUAAUAAAGCAUUAGCUCUGGCUUUGAGUGUGGAGAAAGAAAAUUCUCGGAAGCUAAAGAAUGAGAAGAUUUUUCUUCAGAAGGAAGUAGAAAAGCUGCAGCUUCAUAAUAUCUUGCUUCGUCGAAAACUAAGCUGUUUGAAUAAAACUCUCAUAGAAAUAGAAGCAUUUUUGAAUUAUAACCUCUUAACUGCAAUAGAAAUAAGCAGUCUUUCUGAGAAUCUUCAGGGCUGUCUUCCUCUGUCAGCUGGUCCGAGUAGCCCUACUGAUGACCAGUUCAAGAGUACAUGUCUGUCUGCUAGAUCUGUAGAAUUGCCAGUGAAGCUUCCUCUAAUUGCAACAGCUAAUGCAAAACAGCAAGAUAGCCCUUCUGUGUGUGAAAUACCAAGUUCUUAUGAGUGUAUCACUAUUUUGACAAAGGAAAUGCCUUCAGAUCGAGUCAAGUUUGCAUUACCAUUGCCUUCUGGUACAAAUAAUCAAAAGUUAAUUGAAAUAGACCCAGUGGAAACAACCGUUGACAAAAAUAUAUUUUUAAAAGAAAAUCAAUUAUGCACAGAACUAACUUGCAAUAGUGCCUUCCUGACUCGUGUCAAAAAUAAUACACAGUCUUUAAGACAGUCUGAGGAGCUUACAAAACAAUAUAAUGAUAGUUCAUUGCCAUUCUGUGGAAAUGUGACUGAAAGAAAGAAACAUGCAGUACUUCAUAAGUCAAAAACUCAAGAUAAUACAGAGGAUUUUGAUAAAAAAUGUAACUCAAAUAAUCUGCCUCAUCAUGGUAUCAACAGUGGCAGCACCACCAAUGACAUGAAUUUGCAGGAAAGUUCAAGUGACUUGUCUCGCAUUAUUCCUUCACCUCUUAAAUUUAGCAAUGAAAGUAAGAUAGCUUUUAAGAAGCUGCUUUCUACUGACAAGAUGAAGCCUGAAGAAACUGUUUAUGAUGCUGAUAUGGAGUUGACCGCCAGUGAUGCAGGUGAACUACUCACAGUUACAGCGAAAGACAAAGAUAAAUUACACCGAAAUAAAAAUAGUAAUGCCAAUUCUGAUAAAAUAUUAGCAAAUUUCAGAAAAGUAAAAUAUUCUAAGAAGGAUAAAAAGAAAAUUAAAAGCAAGACUGAAGUCGGUUCAAAUUUGUAUGCAGAAGAAAGGCACACUAGGGCUGACAAUAGUGAAGUUUCAAAAACUACUGACACACAAACUCAACUAUUCCAGAGUCAGACAGAACAGCUACCUACAGGAAAUUCUGUUUCUGUGGGGAAACACAGUUUGCUAAAUACCAGCAAAUAUUAUCGAGCACAGAGUUGUCCAAGUAAAGCUAAAGAUACUAGGAGGACAUAUCAGGUUAACUUAAUGAGUCCAAGAAAACAGGAGACAAAUAAAGAAACUUUCUCAGAAAUGCCUGAAGACAUGGAAAACAAAACACAAAAAGCAGACUCAAACUCAUCUAUUAGCAAGAUCCCACCAGAAGUUUAUUGUGCUGGAAAUUUACCAUUCCAAGAUAACAAUUCUAAUGUAUUGCCUUUACAGUGGGACUUUCUGCAUACAAAUAAGAAACAUUGCAGACCAAAAAUAAACAGGAAAACUUUUCAAAACCCUUCUAAAAUGAACACAGCAAAAGACUGUAGAGAGGAAAAUGGGCAGCAUGGAGAAUAUAUUUCAAAAAAGUCUCAAACAGAGAUACACCAACAUGACAGCAAGAGAAAACAAGACCAGAAGAGUAUUACAAAGAGAAAAUAUAACAAAAAAAGUAGUUACAGACAAAGUGGAAAAACUGAAAGUGACAGCAUUCAUAAAAUUACUCAGAAUGUAGACCAAAAGAGUAGCCAUUUUUCACCAGGCAGAUUAAAACGUACAUUGGCAAAGGCUAGCCGGAAAGCAUAUAUAAUACCAAAAGAAAAUCUUACACAGUUCUCACUUUGUAAAAAUGAAGAAUUAAAAGAGAAGGAUGCAUUGCAUGCAGAGGCUGUUCGUGGAAGUGAAAUAACUGAAACUCAGCAAACGCAAGUAGCUUUAGUUACUCAGAAUGGUGUAGCUAUGAAUACACCACAAGCUAAAGAACAAGUUGAUGAUGAUGCUAAUACAUUAAAGAAAGUCAGUUCCUCUUCAGUGGCACAUAAAACCCCUCACACUAGUAAUUCUCCUGAUAAUCAGGUAAAGCGCAAACAGAGGUUUAGUUCUGAUAUUACUGAGACCAGACCAGGAAAAAAUUAUUUGAGGCAUAUUGAUCAGGGGGGGCAGAAUAUUUUGGAUGACCAGGAAGUCCCUCAUGAGAUAGAUUCCUUUAUGAGCAAGUUAAAGCCUACAGUUCAAAAAUCAGAAUUUUUAAAAUUCUUACCUGUGGAAUGUUCUAAGAAUAUGCCAUUAAAUGUAGAUAGCUUUUUCCAGGAAGGCCUUUCCAGUGUGGAGCUCCCAGCUCUUGAUAACCUCAAUGCUUCCAUGAACUUCUCUAUACUGAAAAACUCUGAAAUCUGUGGGGAAAAUGAUCAUAAAGCACUGGAUGCUGGAAAAGCAGAACAAAAACUGGCUCAUAUUUCUAAAGAGACUUACAAAAAGGCUCUGACACCUUGUCAUGGGAGAAAGGCUUUGCAAGAUCUGACAAAUACUAGUAUACAGUCUCACACUUCCUUACCUAAAUCCCCCAAGACUUUAGAAGAAAACUCGGCAGCACCAUCUAGACGAGGAAGAGCCACUAUUUGCUACAAAGAACCCAAUCUAAACAGCAAAUUAAGGCGUGGGGAUCAGUUUACAGAUACACAAUUUCUGGAUUCCCCAGUCUAUAAAGUAAAAAAUAAAAGAAGUUUUAAAAGUAAAUCAAAAUUUAUUUGA
Molecule: messenger RNA, 3021 nt
Organism: Pygoscelis adeliae (Adelie penguin)
Lineage: Eukaryota; Metazoa; Chordata; Aves; Sphenisciformes; Spheniscidae
Gene: SGO2
Product: shugoshin-like 2 (S. pombe)
Exons: 8
Coding region: 1-3021 (1006 amino acids)
Biological process (GO): meiotic chromosome segregation
Cellular component (GO): nucleus; chromosome, centromeric region
Source: RefSeq, a predicted model, not a curated record